Molecule: messenger RNA, 1731 nt
Organism: Musa acuminata AAA Group (dessert banana)
Lineage: Eukaryota; Viridiplantae; Streptophyta; Magnoliopsida; Zingiberales; Musaceae
Product: transcription factor bHLH94
Exons: 3
Coding region: 467-1450 (327 amino acids)
Biological process (GO): regulation of transcription by RNA polymerase II
Molecular function (GO): protein dimerization activity; RNA polymerase II cis-regulatory region sequence-specific DNA binding; DNA-binding transcription factor activity, RNA polymerase II-specific
Source: RefSeq, a predicted model, not a curated record
CCUUGCAUAAGAAUUUGAGAGAAGGGGCUCCUGCGCUGUCAUCUCCAAGUUGAGACGGUGGCCACAUGACUCUUCUCCUGAUCGCACUCCGCACCAACAGAUGCAGCCUGGACUGGCCUCACUGCCCGAAAGAGCCUCUGAAGCCUGUUGUCCUCUCUUCUUCCCUCACUACGAACCAAACUAUUAUUUCUUCCCAAAUUAAAAUAGAAGCGACUGAUCUCAUCCACUUUUGGAGUUGCAGCUUUUUGAAUUUUAAUUUUAGCUAAACCCAGCUAACGACGGUGUCCCUCGUUACUCGAUGCUGUGCAUUCCUUUCUUGACCUCAACUGGCAACCUUGGGCUGUGUUCUUGUUUCCACCGAGGCCUUUAAAGCGCCCCUCCCCCGACCUUAGUUUGGCCUCGCCGUGCUUCUGUCUAAGGUUUCGUUCAAUUCUGUACCGAUAGAUAGUGCCGUGGCAGCAGAAAGAUGGCACUAGAAGCCGUGGUGUUCCCGCAAGACCUCUUUGGUUGCGACGUGAGGGAGUUGCACAAGAAGGGAGGGGAGGUUUGGCGCUAUGACUUUGGUGGUGUAGCAGAGGCCGGGAAGGUAUGUGGUAGUGCUGGCGAUCAAGGUGGGAGGGGACUGCAGCAAGAAAGGAAGGUGGAGGAUGAAACGCGUGGGACGUGGGACACCUCGAGCUCCUCCAUCGUGCAAGCUUCUGCUGAUGGCCAUGUGAAUUCCUCAUCACCGGAGACGGGCACCGAAGACGCCUUCAACGUUAGCCCAGGAUUGGCAGCACGCCGGAGAAAGAAGCGGCGGUUGAAGAGCUUCAAGAACCAGGAGGAGGUGGAGAAUCAGAGGAUGGCCCACAUCGCCGUCGAGCGCAACCGGAGGAAGCAGAUAAACGAGUACCUUGCUGUGCUGCGGUCACUCAUGCCAGCUUCUUAUGUUCAGAGGGGUGAUCAAGCGUCAAUAGUUGGAGGCGCGAUAGAUUUCGUCAAGCAACUCGAGAAGUUCGUCCACUCUCUCGAAGCUCACAAGAGGGUCAAGCAGCGAUCCAGUUCCUCCCCCUCCCCCUUCGCUGAUUUCUUCUCCUUCCCACAAUACUCAUCGAACUCCCCUUGUUGCGCAAAGUCUGCCGCCGAUGACAGCGCCGGUGAACCUGCAGUGGAGAACCACUCGCCUGUAGUAGCAGAGGUAGAGGUGACCAUGGUGGAGACCCAUGCCAACCUCAAGGUCCUCUCGACGCGGCGGCCCAAGCAGCUACAGAACAUGGUGGUGGGGUUGCAAAGCCUCCACCUGACAACUCUCCACCUCAACGUCACCACCAUUGCUGACAUGGUCCUCUACUCUUUCAGCCUCAAGGUGGAAGAUGAAUGCCUAUUGACAUCGGCGGAUGAGAUUGCAACAGCAGUCCACCAAAUGGUUGCGAAGAUUCAGCAGGAUGCUGCCUUUGAUUGUACUGUGUGAUGAUGGCCUCUCAUAAUCUCGUCUAAUAUCCUGUUUUCUGGUUGCUGAAAUGCCCUUAGUCCAAACUCAGCUUUGUUUCCUCAAAAACUUGGUGAGGACCAUUAUAAGGCUUGUAAGCUGUGAGCUUUCUAUGAGCUAAAUCCAAGAAGAAGACUCCUCCUGUACCUGUUCUAAGAGCUUUCUUCAAGGUAAGAGUGCACACCCAAGGAGGACGAAAUUUACGUCACCUUGUAAGAAACUAGUUGUAUUUUAUUGGAAGCUAUCAUGGCGUGUUGAUGGCA